Messenger RNA from Pseudoliparis swirei, 3782 nucleotides. It is a transcript of the gene s1pr2, whose product is annotated as sphingosine-1-phosphate receptor 2. The transcript has 2 exons. Gene Ontology annotation, molecular function: sphingosine-1-phosphate receptor activity. NCBI's taxonomy places the organism in Eukaryota, Metazoa, Chordata, Actinopteri, Perciformes, Liparidae. Gene Ontology annotation, biological process: sphingosine-1-phosphate receptor signaling pathway. The coding region runs from base 711 to 1826 and encodes 371 amino acids. Gene Ontology annotation, cellular component: membrane. The record is from RefSeq and is a predicted model, not a curated record.
AUUAAUUGCUGUCCACAAACCAGCUUCAUCGUUAUAUUUUUACACUCGCGACUCUUUAUGGGUAUGUAAUGUGACGUUUCCAUAUGAUCUGUCUCUCGCGUGGGGGUGUGUGUGAGUGUGAGCGCGUAUUGUGCGCGCGCCUCCCCGACGCUCCACAGCCCCGUGGAGCUGUUGUUCUCAGAGAGCAGCCAGGAGGACAAUCAGACGGACUGCUGGAUUAGAGCGACAAAAGAGAAAGUGCCGUCUUUAAAUAAAAAGUCUUCUUUGGCUCUCAUCGCUCCUCGGUUUUCUUUCACCUUUUUUUUUUUUAGUCAACGCGCUUUCGGGUGAUCCCUAAACGGUUUCCGCGGUGGCGCACAGACCGGUAUGGAUUUACCAGAGACUAGACGAGACACGCCGUCUAGUCCUCCACCAAAGUUUUGAUUGUCACCGUUGCCUCUCGACCCCGGAGCGGAGGGAAGGCGCCCAACUUUGACGCAGCGUUUGGCGGAAAGUGGAGACCACAUGUGAGGACGUUUGGAGACAAAUAUUUUUGUCGGAGCGUCUUUUUUUGUCGCUGCUUCUCUCCUACAUCUCUCAUGGGGUGACCCACAUAGAGCUCCUGAGACGAGACUGUGGGACCGGCCGUCUCCCUCCCAGGCCGUCUUCCUGUCCGCCCCUUAAAGGCGAUGAUUAUCAGCUGAGACGCUCCGCACGACUCCACUGUGUGAAUGAAUCUUUGCCGUAAAGCCGCUGUGCUCUGCCACCCUGUCACCAUGAAGAGCAAGUACUCCCAAUACUACAACCAGAGCCUGAUCCACUCCUACUAUGCCUUCGCCAAGAACAUGACCACCCAGGAGCUGGCGAAGCGCAUCGAGAACAAGAAGCAGCUCACGAGCCUCAACAUCGUCAUCGUGGUCCUCUGCACCAUCAUCAUCCUGGAGAACCUGCUGGUCCUCAUCGCCGUGUUCCGCAACAAGAAGUUCCACUCCGCCAUGUUCUUCUUCAUCGGCAACCUGGCGUUCUCUGACCUGCUGGCAGGCUCGGCCUACAUAGCCAACAUUUUCCUGUCGGGCUCGAGGACCUUUGACCUGAUGCCCGUGCAGUGGUUCAUCCGGGAGGGCACGGCGUUCAUCGCUCUGGCUGCGUCGGUCUUCAGCUUGCUGGCGAUCGCCACGGAGCGCUACAUCGCCAUCACCAAGGUCAAGGUGUACGGCUCCACCAAAACCUGCCGCAUGUUCCUCCUGAUAGGAGCCUGUUGGGUCACCUCCAUCCUGCUCGGAGGACUUCCCAUCAUCGGCUGGAACUGCAUCAACGACCUCCCCGAAUGCUCGGCCGUAUUGCCGCUCUACUCUAAGAAGUACAUCCUCUUCGUGGUCACCAUUUUCAGCCUCAUACUACUCUCCAUUGUCAUCCUCUACGUGAGGAUCUAUUUGAUUGUGCGCUCCAGCCACCAGGAGGCGGCCAACUCGCCCGCCUAUGCCCUUUUGAAAACGGUCACAAUAGUGCUGGGCGUCUUCAUCAUGUGUUGGCUGCCCGCGUUUACCAUCCUCCUCCUGGAUUCAUCGUGCAGGAUACAGUUCUGCCCCAUCCUCUCCAACGCGGACAUCUUUUUUGGCUUCGCCACGCUGAACUCGGCGCUGAACCCCGUGAUCUACACGCUGCGCAGCAAGGACAUGAGGAAGGAGUUCCUGCGCGUGUUGUGCUGCUGGGGGGUGCUGCAGAGCGGGCGGCCGGCCGACCGGUGUCUGGUCCCUCUGAAGAGCUCCAGCUCUCUGGAACACUGCACCCACAAACAUGAACACCAGACCACACCAAUCAUGCAGGACUGUACCACCUGUGUCUGACACGGUGCAAACACAUUAGAGAGAGAGAGUGUGUGCAUGUCUGUGUGUGUGUGUGUGUGUGUGUGUGUGUGCGUGCGUGCGUGCGAGUGUGCAUGUGUGGAAGAAGAGAGGCCGUGCUGUGAUGGAGAGACGUUAAAAGAGACACUCUGGACUGAGACGCCUGGCAGGGCGACAACGCGGGCCUUUUUCUUGUUACAAUCAAAAAGUGUGUGAAUUCACAAUCUGCAUUCGAUUGAUUGCGGCGGGUGUAAAAACGAAAGAGGGAACCAAUUCAGCAAGAGGGAACUGUCAGAAAUGUGAAAAUAGCUUCUUUUCUUUUCAUCGAUACUCUCAUUAAUUAAGAUGGAGUUGCAAACCAUUUUCAUGUAUAUGCCUGUCGUCUUGUUUUUCUUUCUAAACAUGUAAACUCCUAUUAAGAGGCACGAUUAGAAACUGUAACGUGCAUACUAUCGUAGUUAUGGCGAGUUGUUUUCGGUCCCUUCGGGAACUGCAGCUGUGCAAAGUUGCACCUGUAGAUUACUUCAAAGGCUGUUGUCUUUUGUACGGUUGAACCACAUUACCCUCCUAUAGUGAUUUGUGUAAACAUCAGACACACAGAUCCACCACUUGCUCUUCACAGGGCUGGAGACACUGAUCAGCUCCACUGAAGCCAAGUUACCACGAGUGCUCCCUCAACUAAAACCAGGGCUAUAUAUUCCCCAUAUAACCUUGCUUAAACCAUUUGAUUAACUACAAAAGGAAUUACAUAAUCUGCUUUACAUAAAUUACAUAAUGCAUGAAAAUUCUAACUUAUUUGUAAGUGCUAAUGUAUGUAUGAUAUAUUCCAGCUCCAGCUUCCAUCACCACCCUUCCCUCGUCUGGUCUCAUAAUCUGCCCCUCUUGCUUUUACUGUUGUCUUUUGUAUCUUAACAGUUUCCGUGGAGGAAGGCCUAAUCAGAAAGCACAUUUCCUGAAGUGAGUUGGCACUGAUGCGUUUCAUUCAAUGUCAGCUGUCCAGCAGCUUUGACUAAUGGGGCCGAGGUCCCGACAGUGUUGUAGCAACAAUGUGCCGUCUCAGUUUGUGCCUUCCUCUUGGGGAAAUUCGGCUGAAUGUAUGUAUGAAGUGUUUCGGGCGAGCGCUCCAUUGUCGACAGUAUUAUUGAUCAUCCUUUUUGAAUUACCAAGUCAUUGACGAGCAGCGAGUGGGAUGAACAGGGUAGGUCACUCUCACUGUGAAGUCUGAAAUAGCGCCAUGAACAAAACAAAAAAAACAAUGUUGUGAACAUCCUGGUUUAAUUUUCUGGCCAUAUGCCUUGUGCAGCUAAAGAUGUAAACACGUCUCAUCUUUCCAAAGACACCCCCCCACCCCUCUCCUCCCCAACAAAAUACGAGAAGAUCCGGUUCCAAAUGCACAGGGGGAGGGAUCUGCCCUCCAGGGAGGUCACCUUCAUCCUCAUCUCUGACAUCCUACAACAUGGCACUUCCUCCAGCCACGGGAAGUCCUGUUUUUCAUUGUCCGGUUCCUGUUGUUCGGGGUUACGCUAACCGUUUCCCUAUGGACACGCAUUUAAAACUCGUCUCUCCCUCAGUGUUUUUGAUAUUGACAUUUAGAUGACCAAGUAGAAAUGGUGAAAAGCACUUUGGCAGCUUCAGUGAUGUUUGCUUUCCCCCAGUUUUUUUUUUCUUCAAUGGAGAGGUAUUUGAAACUACGUACCUGUCCCUUCAUUGUGUUGCUUGACUCUGUGAUGUUUUAUAAUAAAUACAUGAAUAACUAUGUAUGUUUGUAUGUAAGUAUGUAUGUAUUUUUGUACAGUAUGUAUGAUUUGUGUUGAAAUGUCUUGUGUGCAAUAGCCUUUUGUGUCCAAUAGCACGCUGCCUGUGUUAAAUCGGUACAAUCUGAAACACUAAUGUAGGUACAUAAACGUUUUGUUAAUUGCAUUCCCUUUUUUAUAAAAAUAAAAGAAAUACUGAAAGAAA